Physella acuta is the source of this 736-nucleotide messenger RNA. RefSeq lists its product as uncharacterized. The record is from RefSeq and is a predicted model, not a curated record. Gene Ontology annotation, biological process: protein-phycocyanobilin linkage. Gene Ontology annotation, molecular function: lyase activity. NCBI's taxonomy places the organism in Eukaryota, Metazoa, Mollusca, Gastropoda, Physidae.
AUGACUCUCGACUAGUGUUUUAAUUGUGUGACUAUUUAUCUUAAAUGUCAGGUUUUACAAAUUCUUCAUAAGUCCUUGAGAUAAAAAAAAAUACGACGUGAGGUAGAAAAACUGAGUAAGUGCUAAAUAUCUGCUUCAAAAACUACGCUAGUUUGUUGAAAGAGUUGAGCUAAGCUUGAGGUGUACUAGAGCUACCAUGAGGUUUGUUGUGGUCUUUCUGCUGAUCGAAAGUCUAACACUUUAUAGAGAUGUGAGCACAGCUUCGACUUGUGCAGCGCCAUCUCCCCGCCUGUCCACCUUCAUUUACAUGUUGAGCGGGUUCUUCAGCACUAUCAAGAUGGUCAAGAAGGAUAUCCUGCUUGAUGAGGACGUCAUCCAUGACGUCAUCAACACCACAUUCACCCCCAUCCAGCUGGACGUUCUCCUACCAGACUGUGUGUUUGUGAUAGAGGAAAAUAUCAACGGCAAGGUGUUCAGGCUGGAGGCUUUGAGAAUCUCUGAAGACGACAUGGGCUUGAUCCGUAUACAACCGUACAACUUUACUGAGCCCUCUGAGUUUAGACCUGGUCAGUUUGACCUAACCACACUGAGUGACCUUACGAUGGAGGACCUACACACAAGGGAAGAAUGCGAGGUCAUUUUCAAACAGAUUGACGACACGGUCUUCUUUGGUACCUGGCCGGACUGUACUAGGGUGGAUGCUAAUGGGGUAAUGGAUCAGAUAGAUCUGUUGUAA